AUGCAGUCAGUGGACACUCCGGUGCUGGCCAAGGCGCCCGCUGUGGCGCUGUUCGCGGACAGGAUGGGGGACGGGGUGAACCAGAGCGGCUGGCCGACGGCGAACAGAAGUUUGGCAGAGCAGCACAAGUUCAGCAGCCUGGAGGACAUCGACGUGUCGGCGGACAGCAGCCCCGCGCUGAGGAUCAUCAUCUCCACCGUGUACUCGGCCGUGUGCGCCGUGGGGCUCGUGGGCAACCUGCUGGUGUUCCUGCUGAUGAAGAUCAAGCAGGGGCGCAAGACGAACGCGGUGAACUUCUUCGUGGUCAACCUGGCGGUCACGGACUUCCAGUUUGUGCUCACGCUGCCCUUCUGGGCCGUGGACACGGCGCUGGACUUCAGCUGGCCCUUCGGAGACGCCAUGUGCAAGAUCAUCCUCUCGGUCACCGUGAUGAACAUGUACGCCAGCGUCUUCUUCCUCACGGCCAUGAGCAUCACGCGCUACUGGGCCGUGGCCUCCGGGCUGAAGCGCCGUGGCGCGCGACGCAGCGCGGUCUCCGUGAAGUGGGUGUGCGCCGUGCUGUGGGUUUUGGCCACCGUGGCCACGGCGCCCACCUCCGUCUUCUCCACCGUGACGGUGGUGGCGGGAGAAAAGCUCUGCCUCCUCAGGUUCCCGGAGGGCCAUCGCUGGCUGGCGUUGUACCACCUCCAGAAGAUCCUGGUCGCCUUCAUCCUGCCCAUGACCAUCCUCUCCAUCUGCUACCUGCUGCUGCUGAGGUUCAUCCGCCGCAGGGGCAUGAAGAGCAGCCGCCCGAGGAGGAGAUCCACCGUGACCAAGUCGGUGACGGUGGUGGUGCUGUCCUUCUUCAUCUGCUGGAUGCCCAACCACGCCAUCACGCUGUGGGGCGUCCUGGUGAAGUUUAACGCGGUCUACUGGGACAAAACGUAUUACCUGGUCCACACCUACGUGUUCCCGCUGACUGUGUGUCUGGCUCACGCGAACAGCUGUUUGAACCCAGUGCUGUACUGCUUAAUGCGCAGAGAGUUCAGGAAGAUGCUGAAGAAGCUCUUCUGGCGCUUCUCCUCACCUGCCAUGUCCGGCGGAGGCGCAGCCAUGAACCCGGAACGGGACGAUGCGCGCGCUCGAAUCCCUUUAAACACUAUCGACACCGAAGUCUGUCACAUAUCCAGCCCGCCUGCACAGCUGCUGCCAUCGAUCGCUCCGUAUCCCUCUCACCACCACCGCGCGCUCUCGGACUAA
This is a messenger RNA of Colossoma macropomum (tambaqui), 1239 nucleotides long. RefSeq names its product relaxin family peptide receptor 3.3a2 (gene rxfp3.3a2). Gene Ontology annotation, cellular component: membrane. The transcript has a single exon. The coding region runs from base 1 to 1239 and encodes 412 amino acids. NCBI's taxonomy places the organism in Eukaryota, Metazoa, Chordata, Actinopteri, Characiformes, Serrasalmidae. Gene Ontology annotation, molecular function: G protein-coupled receptor activity. The record is from RefSeq and is a predicted model, not a curated record. Gene Ontology annotation, biological process: immune response; G protein-coupled receptor signaling pathway.